Molecule: messenger RNA, 1776 nt
Organism: Cladophialophora bantiana CBS 173.52
Lineage: Eukaryota; Fungi; Ascomycota; Eurotiomycetes; Chaetothyriales; Herpotrichiellaceae
Exons: 2
Coding region: 1-1776 (591 amino acids)
Source: RefSeq, a predicted model, not a curated record
AUGAGUGGCCAUCGAUAUCAAAUUCACUUCCUCUCCCCCAACGCCACCAUCUCGGCGCUGGCUGGCGAUGCCUCAGCGAAUCGGAGAGCGCUGGAAGCUGCAAAAUCCGAGGCUCGAUCCCAUGCCGCUCGUGUCUCCCACUCGUCUAAAGAUUCCAAACCCCCGGCCCGCCGGACUCGCAUUCCAAAGUCAUGGAGAGGUACCUAUGCAGCCGGCGGCCUCGCUACCACCACAUCUUCACCAAAUUCCGAUGCUCAAGGCGCUGAAUCCAGUCCUGAGGAGGAGGAGGAGGAGGGGGGGGAGGAGUCAUCAUCGGGGAGAAUCGAGAUCGAGCUCGAAAACACCGACCGACUCGCCUCCACCUCGGCAUUGCCCUUUCUAAAGUUCCGGCUGAAGGUCAGGUCCAGCGCAAACCGGCACCAGCACCCUUUAUCACUUCAGACCACUGAGAAUGGGGAAGAAGGGGACAUUGAGGACGCCAAGAGGAGGACUAGAGCGGCUUCUGUCCCCGUCAAACUGCCCAAGGACAUCGGCAAAAGCUCUCUAGAUCCCUUUGCACGCUCAGCUCUAGAGCUCUCUGUCCCAGAUCAGCAUUUGCUGCAUCUGUACUUGACGACGGUUCCAGACCAGAUAUACGGGUCGACCACCGGCGUUGUGUCGAGCAUUGCCAGGCAUAGCACCGUCGGAGUUGUGGCCACGAACGAAAUAGUGGUCAUGUGGCUACUGCUCGUCAUCGAGUCACAGAUCGUGAGCUUUCAACCCACAAAGAAAGACAGACAACUGUCGAUUCUAGCGCGGAGAUCCUUGGUCUACAGGUUGAUGAAUGCUAGGCUUGCCGAACAGGAGAGCUCGCUGAUGGACGACUAUGUCCUGGCAGUUGCCAUAGCAGGAGGCUGCGAGCAUCGAAUGGGCAAUACCAAAAGCGCCCAAUAUCACGUCCGGGCUGCCAGAAAGCUGCUGGAUCUCAGAGGCGGAAUACAGUCGGUGCGAACCAUCACGUACCCGCUGGGAUUGAUGGUUGCCAACGUCUUUGUGGAGAACGGUGUUGACGGUUUAUGGAAAACACACUCGGAUCUCGAAAAGAGGAUGGCAGGGAUCUGGCAAUGGUUACGGGAUGUCCAGAUUUGGAACUACAACCUCAGAUCCGACGCGUCCAAAGCUUUGCGUCAAGGCCACCGUGACUACCUCGAAUCCGACUCUGAUUCUGGAGUGGCACUGGACACUUCAACCGCCGGCUACCUGAGUAGGCGUGCUCGCGCCUUCGCCCCAAAGACUGCCCUGUGCGACUAUGUCGAUCUGCCUGCGGGAGAUUUGGACGAUGCGCAAUCCAGGUUCUACCUGGGUACUCUAUUCGCAAUCAACAAUGCGCUCUGGGCAUUCCGAGACAGCGGUCGAACCACCAACACUUACCUGAAGGGUCUGACCACUGCCGUGGAGAUGAGUGCCCCUUCGAAUCUUGCUCUGAGAGCAGGGGGCGCCAAGCUACCUUCCCUGCUAUUGAUCCUGAUGAUCGCUCACAAUGCCGUCGACGUCGAAGGGCGGAGCGAAUCCGCUGACACCGUCUUCCACGUCGAACAGGUCUUCGAGUUCGUCGAGAUGACGAUGAUGGCAAGCCACAGGUCCAGGAUGGAUGUGCUGAGAGCCAUGUCGUCGUGGCUGACCACCGGGGUCGCCAACCCCAGCGACCUCGCCUUUGUCAACAAUGCGAAGCUCGACAUCUGGGCGGGAGAGGUGGAGGACCGAUGGCUCUCGGACAUGUCAAGCUCAACAACAUAG